Messenger RNA from Sabethes cyaneus, 2181 nucleotides. RefSeq names its product T-cell immunomodulatory protein. Bases 144 to 1958 code for a protein of 604 amino acids. NCBI's taxonomy places the organism in Eukaryota, Metazoa, Arthropoda, Insecta, Diptera, Culicidae. The record is from RefSeq and is a predicted model, not a curated record. The transcript is spliced from 2 exons. Gene Ontology annotation, cellular component: plasma membrane.
CGCGAAAAGUGAAGUGAAUCAUAACAACAAAUCUGAGGAAAUUUACUUUAAAAAUUAGAAAUAUUUAUAGUACUGCAUACUUUAUAAUGCUUCUCUAAUCGAAAAACGUACAUCUAUCGACUCGGUAACAGUUUACUCUAGAAAUGAAGUUCCAGUUCCUACCGUGGAGCCGUUUUCCAUUGUUCGCCUUGUUGCUGCUCGGAUUCGUCGGUGUGCCUGCGAAUGGGGGAGACAUAAUCGAUAUUACGGACUUGGUGUUCGGUUCGAUGACCGACACUAUUCCUGCCGCAUAUGGCGACUUCAACUCCGACGAGCUGUUCGACGUAUUUGUUCUGCGAAAUAACUUUCGGACGGUGCAAAUCUUGUUCGGAAGCGACGACAAACCGUUACUACAGGAAGGACCCAAGUGUGAGUACAACAAAUUUCAUAUAACCAGUGUGAUUCCGGGAGAUUUUGACGGUGAUGCCUACAUGGACGUAAUGUUUACGGUAAAGCAUGGAGAAGGAGACCAUCAGGCGGUAUACAUCAACUGGGGAGGUUCAGAGUAUAUGAACUGUACCCGGGAAGAUGAAGAACCGGUGAUUGUCAUGCGAGGACAACCACUUGCUCUUGACUAUGACAAGGAUUUUAUCAUCGAUCUGUUUGGUAUAAGUACGGAAGGAAAACGAAUGUUUUGGAUUUUCAAAAACCAGAAAGAUGGCCACCGAAGGCCACCAGAUGUAAUUCAGAUGGAGUCGCGUUUCAACCAAGACUUGAAAAUUCCACAUUCGCACGCGAUCGUUGAUCUGAACAAAGACUUCACAGCGGACCUGUUCCUUGCAACCACUGGCGAUUACGAGGUGUGGAAUGGGACAGAACCAAAUGGUGGGUUUGAGUUCAGUCACAGGAUUAAAGCGCCCGAUGGAAACCUCGGCGGACACACCGGUCAAUCGAUCUUUUUGGAUGUGGAAUUGGACGGAAAUUUGCUGCAGAUUGUGCCGGUUUGCUUUGACAAACGUUGUCAAAAUUCUAGUAUAUUGGUGUAUCAUGGAAAUCAUUUCCACGAUCUGCACAUCGAUUUUAAAGAUGAUCACAACGACCUGUGGGGAUUCGUGGUUCCAAAUCAGGCCGAUUGGUCCGCACAAGCCAUAACGCUUCGUGGAGGCGACUUUAAUCUGGAUGGCUAUCCGGAUCUGUUGGCUACUCUUUCGAAAUCGAAUCAGAUGCAAACGUUUUUGCUGGAAAAUGUAGUCUGCGAAAAAGUUGCCUGUGGUCACAUGAAAAGAACAUUUGUUGUUCGCUGGAAAGCACUAGCACCGUUUGCAAACGGAACAAUCAUGGCUUCUUUCUAUGAUUUCUACAAUGACGGUAUUUUGGAUGUGAUUCUCGUAGAGAAAACAUCCAACUCCACUCGACUGGUAGCGUUUCGAAACUCGCUGGAUUACGAUGCCAAUUUUGUAAAGGUAAUCGUUCUAACUGGAUUGUCCAAUCGUACCGGUCCCAAGAAAUUGACCCCACUAGGAAGGAAGAAAAGAACUUACGGAACAAAUCUUCCCGGUCCACGUAUAGAAUAUAACACAACCACUCAAGACGGAGAUCCACAGCACGGUGCUUCGGCUCAGCUUCCACAAUCCGCUUACUUUUCGCUGCACCUGCCCUACACCACGUUCGGUCUCGGUCGCACUCCGAACUUUGUGGAUUCGCUAACGGUUGGCCUAUCGAAUCAUUCUCGCACCUGGACUCAGUUGAUUCCCAACUCGCAGAUGAUUGUCGUACCGAAGCCGAUUCACGAACCGGACAAGUGGAAGGCGCAACUCUUCGUCACUCCCAGCAAGCUCAUUUUGAUGAGUGUCGUUGCUCUCGGCGGUAUCUGUCUGGUGAUACUGUUACUGAUACUGAUACUGUACGCUAAGGAAAAACGUGAGGACAAAAUACAGAGAUCGUUGGAAGCGCAUCGUUUUCACUUCGAUGCUAUGUGAAAGAGACCAGGGCUGGCCCAUUCAGAAGGUAAAUUUUUUGCAGUCGUUUGAUAAACUUUUUUUUUCUAUUGUAAGCGGUAUUAUUUAUGCGUGUGAUAUAGCUCCUUUUUGACUAGUUUAUUUUUAACGGUAAAAUCGAAUAGUGAUGUUUAUUAAACCAAGUUACUCUUCUCCGCAUUACUGAUAACCGAAUAAAACAAUGAAAUCAGUUCUAAAUUAUGGU